AUGUUGAGUAGGGAUUCGAGAUUUAGCGACGAAGCUCUUGCUUUUCUUAAUAUAUUAAUGCAAUCACCUCCACCAGAAAACAAAACCGAUGUCAAUGUAAAUCGUGAACUAUCAGAGUCUCUGCAUGCAAAUGUUAAUCAAAAACUUAUUGGUGCUUUCAAAGGAACUGAAAAAGAAGAACUAAUCAAUGCUAAUUCAACAGAAAUUCCAGUAACGAUUUACACACCUGUUGAUGUUGAUAAGACAAAAUUGGUCAUAUUUUUUCAUGGCGGAGGCUGGACUGUAAAUAGUCGACGAACACAUCAAACAAUGGUUAACAUGAUUGCUGAUGCAACAAACACGAUUUGGAUUAAUGUGGAAUAUCGUCGUGGACCAGAGUAUAAAUUUCCUAUUUGGUGGAAUGAUGUUUAUCAAGUAACGAAAUAUGUUAUAGAAAAUAAACAAUCUUAUGGUGUCGAUUCGUCGGCUAAAGUCGGCGUUGCUGGUGAAAGUUGUGGCGCUUUAAUGGCUGCGGGGUUAUGUCAUGCAAUGAAAAAUAUCGAUUUUCAGAUUUUAGUCAGUGGUAUUUUAGAUCUACAUCGAACGGCACCAUCAUAUAAAGAAUUUACUCAUCAAAUGUAUUUUCUGACACCGGAGAUCUUAGACUGGUUGACAUUAUCAGCUUUUGACAAUAUGAAGGAUUUAGAUGAUCCUCGUAUUGCUGUAAUGCAGAAUAAAUCUUUCGAAGGAUUACCACCAUGUUUGUUCAUCGUUAGUGAAUUGGAUCCGUUGCAUGAUGAUAGUUACGAAUAUCAAAAACUUCUUGAUAAAGCUGGGGUUCAAACUAAAUUGGUCCUCAUCAAAGGUGUCCUUCAUGGAUUCUUCUCCGUUCCAGUGGAUCAACUUCGUUUUCCCGAGUCAGAGCGACCAGCAGGUAGAAACGAAUCUGUUCCGGCGAUCAACUGGCCUGCAGCUGUUUCCGAAAUAUGUCAAAUGAUUAAGGAGGACAUGGAAAUGGAUCUGUCAACAGUAAUCACCAAAAGAUUUUCCAGUACGAUUAAGAUUGAAGGAACUGUUUUCGAUUGUAGUUCAACAUGCGGCAUUCCUCAGAUAAUACUUCGUGGUUCGCCUGCUGAUUUUCAAGAUUUAAUCGAUCGAGUUCAACAACUGAAAAUAAUUCUCACUGAUUUUCAUUGGUGGUUCAACGCGCUUUUACCAAAUCUCGAAAAGUUGAAAGAGAGUGCCGAAGGCACACCUGACAUUGAUUGGUGGCAGAGGAUUUGCCAUCAUGAUAAAAAUAGAUCGGGUGCCAGUAUAUUAUUAGGAUGGUUAACAACUUUUAUUCCCUACACAAUAAACAACGACGGUCAGCACAUACGAGCCUGUCGGGAAGGUCAUGAUGAAAAACUUGUCAUUAUCUAUGGGAUGAAUUUGAGUGAUCUCGAAGAAAGUAUUACUCAAACAGAUUUUUUCUUAAAUAAUAAUGGUACUUCAAUCUCGAUGAAGUUCAUCGCUGGAUUUUUUGGUGUUGGCAAAAAUCCAACGACAAGCGCUCUACGUCCAUGUCUUGGAUGGGUGACAGCAGUAUCAUCAGAACAAGUGGUUGAGAAAUUCUACUGCGUCAAAUUUAAGAAUGAAACACCCAUUGUAGAAGUCACCAGGAUUCUAGAAAUCAUUAAGAAAGAAGGCGGCAAAAUUGAACAUCAAUCUGACUUUGGUUCUGAUCGCAUGUUCUACGUUAGUCUGUUCGACAAGACCGUUGCUUGGCUUAAACAAAACGAACAUAUUGAAGAAAUAACAUUGGAUUGA
Messenger RNA from Adineta ricciae, 1788 nucleotides. Lineage: Eukaryota; Metazoa; Rotifera; Eurotatoria; Adinetida; Adinetidae. The record is from the annotation of a GenBank genome assembly.